UGACCGCCUAAAAGCCCAUGAUGCUCACCGCGCGGCGGGGGCGCCCUCCUCUUCCACGCCGCCUCCGUAAUUCACUGGGAAUUAGGGUUUCUCUACUGGCACACGUACCCAAUCCCAACCGUCGAUGCCCGAGCGCUCACAUCCCAACCCUCCAUAGCCAUCGGACUCGCGUCUAUAAAUUAGGAGGUGACCCCUGGUAACCUAACCCUAAUUUGCUGCCGAUCUUUGGGGCGUUCUCUUCCGUUUAUAAUUUUCCCAGAGGCGGCUUGUUUCUUUUCGCUGUGUUUGUUGCGUAUUUAGCAGCAACAGGUGCGAUCUGAUCGAUGGCGGGAGGUAAUUUCCUGGGCAGGGUCAUCAGCUACGUCGUCAACGAGGUUGUCGUUGAGGGCCUAGCCAACAACCCAACAUUUCAAAGGUUUGCAGUGCGAACAUCAAAGACUUUAGAAGAGCUUUCUACCAAAGCUGCUCAGGCAAGGGAGGAACUGGUUGAGCAGUUGAAGGAUGUAAGCAAAAAUGUUGAU
Molecule: messenger RNA, 521 nt
Organism: Elaeis guineensis (African oil palm)
Lineage: Eukaryota; Viridiplantae; Streptophyta; Magnoliopsida; Arecales; Arecaceae
Source: RefSeq, a predicted model, not a curated record